Hemibagrus wyckioides is the source of this 1880-nucleotide messenger RNA. RefSeq names its product DOMON domain-containing protein FRRS1L. The record is from RefSeq and is a predicted model, not a curated record. The coding region runs from base 177 to 1016 and encodes 279 amino acids. Gene Ontology annotation, biological process: regulation of glutamate receptor signaling pathway. The transcript has 5 exons. Lineage: Eukaryota; Metazoa; Chordata; Actinopteri; Siluriformes; Bagridae.
CGAGCCCCGUCGCUCGCGCAUCAUUUUCUUUAUUAGCCGCAUUUCUUUCAUUCAGAAAAGCUUAUCUAAUCGGCUUAAGGCGCGCGCUAUAUUAGGCACUGGAAUGCGACUCAAAGCUCACAUCCCACUUCUUUAUUUUUGGUCUGAUAAAUAAAUCUCAUCAGAAACCUCUGGUGAUGUUUCUAGUGCAUCUCUUUCUGCUGCUGUUGGAGCCGAGCCUGUGGCGGCUGAUCACAGGCAGCCCUACCGACGAUAACACACUCCGGAGCGGCCAUGGAGAGCAGGGAGAGCCGGGACACAACGAGCAUCACAAGGAUUCCUACAGCACUUUCGCUUCGGAAUUUUUGGAGUCUAGAUACCUUUCAGACGAAGGUUAUCCCUUCCCAACUGCACCUCCUGUUGACCCCUUUGCCCGCAUCAAAGUCAGCGACUGUGGAGUAACAAAAGGCUGUAUAAGGUAUGGAAAGCCGGGCUGCGAUGCAGAAACAUGUGACUAUUUCCUAAGUUACAGACGCAUCGGUACAGAUGUUGAGUUCGAGAUGAGUGCAGACACAGACGGCUGGGUUGCUGUUGGAUUUUCCUCUGACAAGAAAAUGGGAGGUGAUGAUGUCAUGGGCUGCGUUCAUGAUGAUAACGGGCGAGUGAGAAUCCAUCAUUUCUAUAACGUGGGCCAGUGGGCUAAAGAGAUCAGGCGAAACCCAGCACGGGAUGAGGAGGGCCUCUUCGAGAACAAUCGGGUGACUUGCCGCUUCAAGCGUCCGCUUCACGUGCCCCGUGAGGAAACACUGGUGGACCUGCAUCUCAGCUGGUACUACCUGUUUGCCUGGGGACCUGCUAUACAAGGUUCCAUAACCAGGCAUGACAUCGACACUCCACCAGUGUCUGAUCACAUGAUCAGCAUUUAUAAAUAUGAGGACAUUUUCAUGCCUGCUACAGCCUACCAGACAUUUUCCUCUCCGUUCUGCCUCCUGCUCAUCGUGGCCCUCACCUUCUACCUGCUGAUGGGAAGCCCAUAACCAGGACAACAUAUUAGUUGGAAGCAUGAAAGCAUUCACCAUGAAACGAAUUAUUACGACAGCAUUAGAGACAAGCAGCAAUAAAACAGUGUCAGAGAAUAAUCAGAAUACAAAACCAGCUGUAUAUUGAAAUAGGAAUAUCUAAUCUUCUGCAGCAAGCUAGAUUUAUGCAGUACAGAGACAGUUCUAGGAAGAAGGCUGUAUUACUAUAGAGCAUGUUAUUAAUCAAGCUCAGACGCCAUAUAGAUGAAAUGCCUUAGCAUCUCCAGUACCGCUCAUAUGUUCUUCACGGCUUGUUCAAAUCAAGUGCCAAAUACAUGCAAGUGCCAGUUUGUUCACAGUUGCAUCACACCCUAAGGGACAUUUUGCUUGCAGUAUCGUUAGGAGGCGCUGCGGUAAAUCAUCAUCUCUGCAACACUUGACACAAUCAGAAGCAGCUACUCUACAUUAUCACAGUAUAAUAUCUGAGUAACCCACUGAACGUCUCGAAAAUAUUAUAUUAUAGUGUGACUGUGAAGCAAUGUCUGUUAUCUGUUGAAGAUUUCUAACAACUUUAAGCCCACAUUAUGGCACUAUCUAACCGAAACGCUCCAGCAUUGCAGCAGUAGUAUGAGCAGCUCUGAACUAGCUGAAGCAUGCCAGAGCCAUUUCACAAAAGCCAGUUUCCACUAGAGUGUCUAUUUUUUAUGUGUUAUGUUCGGAGCAGUAUUUAUAUUCCACAUAAAUUGUAGAAAACCUGUUUUGCAAUGACUAUGUGUUAUUAAUAACUCAUAAUUAAACUGUGUAGCGUUCUGUCUGGCUGUGAGUCCUCCGUGUUAUGGACUAAAUUGGAUUAAGUGUGGAAUUAAAGUCAUUACCUCACCA